Molecule: messenger RNA, 483 nt
Organism: Drosophila hydei
Lineage: Eukaryota; Metazoa; Arthropoda; Insecta; Diptera; Drosophilidae
Exons: 3
Coding region: 85-438 (117 amino acids)
Source: RefSeq, a predicted model, not a curated record
UACAUAUAGAUAUAUAUAUAUAUACACAUAUAAAAUAUAGUGUAUUUAAUUUAGUUUUAUAGUAUCUCUAGUAUCUGUAGCGUCAUGGCUGAUGAUGACGAUAAACCAAAGAAGCACACGAUCGACUCGCUCUUUCGCAUCUACUGUAAUUAUAAGGUGAUUGGCACAGAGCUGGACAAUGAGGAAUUUCAUAGCAUUCUGCUCUCACAACUGGACUGCUGGCUAAUGCAAGCCAAGCUAAUGCCUGUACCCAUAACGCGCACGCAAACUGGGCUGAUCUAUUUGCGCUAUAAAAAGUGGCGUCUAGAUUAUGAAGAUUUUCUUGAAGUGCUGCAAAUGCUUUCCGCCGAGGUCGAUUUGGGCUAUGAAGAGAUGAAGGAAACUCUCGUCUUGGCUGGCGCACCCACCGGGGCUACAGAAAUAGUUGUAGUCAAAUAAAAAUUUUAAUUAUGGUGAAGAGAACGAUAAAAUAAUAUAUUAAAG